This is a messenger RNA of Beta vulgaris subsp. vulgaris (sugar beet), 1245 nucleotides long. RefSeq names its product aspartic proteinase nepenthesin-1. The record is from RefSeq and is a predicted model, not a curated record. Gene Ontology annotation, molecular function: aspartic-type endopeptidase activity. Gene Ontology annotation, biological process: proteolysis. Bases 1 to 1245 code for a protein of 414 amino acids. Lineage: Eukaryota; Viridiplantae; Streptophyta; Magnoliopsida; Caryophyllales; Amaranthaceae. Gene Ontology annotation, cellular component: extracellular region. The transcript has a single exon.
AUGGUCACCUCUUCUCCUCAAGUGAGCUUUCAAGUUGAUAUAGCACGUCCACAUUCCAAUCUAGAUCUUACCAUAAUGCAAUUAAUUCGACAUGUCAUCAAGCGUAAAAGGUUCAACACACCAGCUCCAAACUCAACACCCUAUCCUAAUUUUGAGUCAUUAGUUUUUCAAGCUGAAGAAGAGUUCAUUAUGAGCCUGUCUCUCGGAACUCCUCCUCAACGAUUCGCUGUCAUCAUGGAUACAGGUAGUGAUCUCAUUUGGACACAAUGCAUGCCUUGUUAUACUUGCUAUCAUCAACCCACCUCUAUAUUUAACCCAAAUACUUCAUCCUCGUUCUCACCUCUUCCUUGUACUAACAGUUUAUGUACUGGCUCAAGAACGAAAAAAUGCGAGACAAAUUUGUGUAAAUACAAGACCUUAUACGGGGACAAAUCUUUCACACGAGGGUACCUUGCAACAGAUACUUUCAUUCUAGGCGACUAUAUACUAAACGUGUCCAUACCGAACAUAGCAUUUGGUUGUGGGGACAACAAUAGCGGUUCAGGUCUAGAUAUAGUGGCAGGCAUCGUCGGUCUUGGGCGUGGACCUCUAUCCCUCGUUUCGCAGCUUAAGUCGAAAAAAUUCUCAUAUUGCUUGCCUAUGCUAGGAGAAAAUAUGAAGGGUACACUUUCUUUUGGGUCUUUGGCUGAUAAGGGUUGCAAUAAUGCUAGUAAUUCUCAGAGCACUCCAAUCUUGGUAAACCCUGCAUCACCAUCACAUUACUAUUUAUCUCUGGUAGCGAUAUCUCUUGAUGAUAUUCUUCUUCCGAUAACGAAAACCACAUUCGAGAUUAAGAAAGAUGGGAGUGGUGGGGUAAUCCUCGACACAGGAACUACAUUAACAUACUUGGUUCAAGAAGCUUACCAGGUUCUGAAGCAAGAGUUCAUAACGCGCACAAGGCUGCAUGUUGUGUUCUUCCCAUAUACAACAGACUUAGAUUUGUGCUUUCAGACCCCAACUGGUAGAAAUGCUUCAAGCUUUAAUUAUCCUAAACUGAAACUCCACUUCGAGGGCAAUGUGGUGUUGGAGCUACCUAAAGAUAACUACUUAACUGAGGAUAAGAGAGCGAGGACGAUGUGCCUAACAAUCAUGCCAAGUAAUGGCAUGUCAUUACUUGGAAGCCAGCUCCAACAGAACUUUGUAGUUCUACAUGAUCUGGAGAAACAGACUGUCUCCUUCUUUCCAUCUCAAUGUGCUUACGAUUAG